Molecule: messenger RNA, 3588 nt
Organism: Danio aesculapii
Lineage: Eukaryota; Metazoa; Chordata; Actinopteri; Cypriniformes; Danionidae
Gene: trim9
Product: tripartite motif containing 9
Exons: 11
Coding region: 86-2278 (730 amino acids)
Molecular function (GO): zinc ion binding; protein binding
Source: RefSeq, a predicted model, not a curated record
AAGGAGACGCGUCCGCACAGAGCUGUCGCCGGGGAUAUUCCGUGUUUGUUUAUAGGAAGUCUCCGAUUCCGGUACGAAAUACAAAAUGGAUGAAAUGGAAGAGGAGUUAAAAUGCCCGGUGUGCGGCUCAUUUUUCCGCGAGCCGAUCAUCCUGCCCUGCUCGCAUAAUAUUUGCCUGGCCUGCGCGAGAAACAUCCUGGUACAGACGCCCGACGCCGAAUCCCCGCAGAGCAGCCGCGCGUCCGGCUCCGGGGUCUCCGAUUAUGAUUACUUAGACCUGGAUAAGAUGAGUCUGUACAGCGAGACGGACAGCGGAUACGGCUCUUACGGCGGGUUCGUGAGCGCACCAACCACCCCCUGCCAGAAGUCCCCCAACGGGGUGCGUGUUUUCCCCCCUUCCAUGCCUCCUCCACCGCAGGCGCAACACCACCUGCUGCCUCACACCGGCGUCCUGCCGCCAGUCCCGCGGAACUCCUGCCUCACCUGCCCGCAGUGCCACCGCAGCCUGACGCUAGACGACAGGGGGCUCCGGGGGUUCCCCAAGAACCGCGUUUUGGAGGGGGUGGUGGACCGAUAUCAGCAGAGCAAAGCGGCCGCGCUUAAGUGUCAGCUUUGCGAAAAGAGCCCCCGCGAGGCGACUGUCAUGUGCGAGCAGUGCGACGUGUUUUAUUGCGACCCCUGCCGCCUCCGGUGCCACCCUCCCCGGGGCCCGCUGGCCAAACACCGUCUUGUGCCGCCGGCGCAAGGCAGAAUCAGCCGCCGCGCGAGCCCGCGGAAAAUCUCCACCUGCACCGAGCACGAGCUGGAAAACCUAAGUAUGUACUGUGUCCAGUGUAAGACCCCCGUGUGCUACCAGUGUCUGGAGGACGGCAAACACUCCACCCAUGAGGUCAAAGCGCUGGGAGCCAUGUGGAAACUCCACAAGGGACAACUCUCUCAAGCAUUGAAUGUUCUGUCUGAUCGGGCCACAGAGGCUAAAGAGUUCCUGGUGCAGCUCAGAAAUAUGGUCCAACACAUACAGGAGAAUGGAGUUGAAUUUGAGGCAUGUUUGGUGGCCCAGUGUGAUGCUCUGAUUGAAGCUCUGAACCGCAGGAAAGCACAGCUUCUCAGCAGAGUAACCAAAGAACACGAACACAAACUCUCAGUGGUUCGUGAUCAGAUCUCGCACUGCACGGUGAAGUUGAGGCAGACCACAGGACUAAUGGAGUACUGUCUGGAGGUUAUCAAAGAGAACGAUCCCAGUGGCUUCCUGCAGAUCUCAGAUGCUCUGAUAAGACGGGUCCAUAUGACGGAGAAUCAGUGGGGGAAAGGCUCUCUGACCCCCCGCAUGAGCAGUGACUUUGACCUGACGCUGGACAGCGGGCCUCUCCUGCAGACCAUACACCAGCUAGACUUUGUACAGAUGAAGGUUCCAGCUGCUCCUAUUCUUCAGUUAGAGGAGUGCUGCACUCAAACCAGCAGCGCCACUCUGUCCUGGAAACAGCCGCCUCUCUCCACCAUCGCUGUGGAUGGAUAUAUUCUAGAGCUGGAUGAUGGCACUGGAGGCCAGUUCAGAGAGGUGUACGUUGGGACGGAGAUGAUCUGCACUGUGGAUGGUCUGCACUUCAACAGCACUUAUAAAUCCCGCGUUAAAGCGUUUAACUCCAGUGGAGUCGGCCAGUACAGCAAAACGCUUGUCAUGCAAACGUCAGAGAUGAGUCUUCCUUCAUAUGGUAGUCAAACUCUGGCAGCAGUAGCCUGGUUCACCUUUGACUCCGCAUCGGCUCAUCCUGACAUCAUCUUGUCCAAUGACAACCUCACGGUGACGUGUAACAGCUAUGAUGACCGCGUGGUUAUGGGAAACACCGGCUUCUCUCGUGGCGUGCAUUACUGGGAGAUGACCAUCGAUCGGUAUGAUAACCACCCUGACCCAGCAUUUGGUGUCGCCCGGGCCGAUGUGAUGAAGGAUGUGAUGCUGGGCAAGGAUGAUAAAGCAUGGGCCAUGUAUGUGGACAACAACCGCUCCUGGUUCAUGCAUAACAACUCACACACCAACCGAACGGAUGGAGGAAUAAGUAAAGGAGCUACGGUGGGUGUUCUGCUGGAUUUCACCCGUGGGAUUCUGUUGUUUUUGAUAAAUGAUGAGCAACAGGGACCCGUUGCCUUCAAUACACUGGAGGGCAUGUACUACCCGGCCAUCAGCCUCAACCGCAAUGUUCAGGUGACUCUUCAUUCUGGGCUGCCUAUUCCUGAUUUUUACACACCCGGCGAGUCUGAAGCUGCAGGCUCGGUCUGCUAAAAGAUUCCUCUCAAGUGAUACACAUUCAUUCCCAAACACACACGCGCACACACACUCGAGUGCACAUGUAUUCAGCUGUGAGGACUUGAUUGGGGAAUUGCUGCUGACAGUCAUUAAUACGAGGUUUGAAGAGUGUGAAAUGUAAAUGGACCCAAUAAAGGUGAGAGUCAGGGUUUACUAAACCCUAACAUAACCCCAACCCAAAUCCUGAUGUAUGUGAGGUACAUUAUUAUCAAACCAUUUUCCUCUCUCUUUCUUACUCUUUUUCUAGAUAUGAUUAUUAUUAUUGAUGUUGUCAUUGUUGUUUUUAUGGAAAAGGUGCUCAUGGACGUGAAUUCCCGUGACUUCUGGACUCAUGGACGUGAAUUCUGGAUCGUAACAGAAGUGUGUCUGUUGUUUCAUGAUAAAAUCCUCAGUGUGAAGUUAAGCUUAGAAAUAAGUUACUGAUGUGUUAGAGCUUAGAGGAUGCAUUUUACAUUACAUAGAAACGUUCUGUUUCAUAUUUAGUUGCUGUUUAACUGCAGAUGGGGAAGGUAGAUAGAGUAAGAUGUCUACAACCUACUCAUGAGUCUUAUUUCUCUGUUAAUGACCAAUCCAAUGCCUAAAUCCUAAACUUUAAACAUAUUACACCUCAGUAAAUGUGAGAUAUUUGUGUUGGUCUCUCCAAUUCACAGUGGAUGAGCAAACAUACAAUUGGGACAAUGAACUGAAUGUGUGUCAAUGAGGAUGUAAUGGCUUUCUGUUUGUUGAACAGAAUAGAAAACACUAAUUGGGACACAAACACACACACACACACACACACACACACACACACACACACAGGCAUUUUUAAAGCCUUGCGUAACGUAUUAUGGAGAGAUGACAAUGAAUAAACUUUUGUUUUUCUAUCUCUCAGCUUAUUUCUCAUUCGCUGCCUCAAAUCUACACAAGCUAAACGCAAAUGCUAAGCCAAUAACUGGUGCUGCUUAUGUUUAAUGUGAGAAAAUAAUUGCAAUAUAAAACAGUAGAGCUGCAAAUAUAAAGAGAGAACUUUAAACGAGACAGUGUAGCUGCUUGAUACAUUUGGCUAUUAGUUUACCAUAAAAGAUUUACUUUUUUCAUUGAAAUAAAUAUUUAAAAUCUCACUGGUGGGGUUCAAAUGUGGGGCAGGUGCUGUACUUUAUCUGUUUGUUUGAGCUGAUUUUUGCUUCACAAACUACUGAAUGUUUGGGUGCAGUGAAGGAUAAUUUCACCCAUUGUAAAUUGUAUUUUUUCAUAAAUUAAUCCCAAUAUAAAAAUGUAUUAUUAUUAUUAUUAUUAUUAUUAUUGUG